AUGACUGCCAGAAUAGCAUAUUGUUCGGACAUGGAUAAGUCCGUCCUUGCAAACAAUUUCGAGAAAAGAGGAUGGAUACAAGUGAAUCCAGACGACGAAUGGAAUUUCUAUUGGGCAGGUGCGCAAACGUGCCGCUCGCUCUUCAGUGUUGACAGUGGCUACAGGAUGAAUGACAAUCAGAUGAUCAACCACUUCCCAACGCACUACGAACUCACGCGAAAGGAUCUCAUGGUGAAGAACGUGAAGAGAUACCGUCGAGAAUUGGAACGUGAGGCGCCAUUAGCAGCCAGGGAUGCUACGGGUCGUUACAUACACCUGGACUUCCUCCCAACAACGUUCAUGCUUCCCGCCGAUUAUAAUCUUUUCGUCGAGGAAUUUCGCCGGAACCCCAACACCACGUGGAUCCUGAAGCCGGCCGGUCGGUCUCAAGGCGUAGGCAUAUUUUUGGUGAACAAACUGGCCCAGAUUAAAAAGUGGUCGCGGGACACCAAGAGUUCCUUUAACCCCGCGCUCGUCAAGGACACUUAUGUGAUCUCCAGAUACAUUGAGAAUCCGCUGCUCAUUGGCGGGAAGAAAUUUGACUUGAGGACAUACAUUCUGGUGACGUCAUACCGACCCCUGAAAGCAUACAUGUACAAGCUGGGAUUCUGCAGAUUUUGCACUGUUCGCUAUGACACAUCAGGACAGGAGCUUGACAACAUGUUCGUCCACCUCACCAAUGUCUCCAUUCAGAAACACGGGUACAACAAUGUCCAUGGAGGAAAGUGGCCUAUGAGAACCCUCCGUCUCUACCUGGAAGGAACUAGGGGCAAGACAAGCACAGACAAACUCUUCACAGACAUCACGUGGCUGGUGGUUCACUCCCUCAGGGCUGUCGCUCCCAUCAUGGCGUCUGACAGACACUGCUUCGAGUGUUAUGGGUAUGACAUCAUCAUAGACGAUCAGCUGAAACCGUGGAUGAUCGAGGUCAAUGCGUCCCCUUCGAUGACGUCAACCACAGCCAACGACAGAAUCCUCAAGUACAAACUAGUGGAUGACCUUAUUAACAUUGUGCUGCCACCUGACGGGAUACCCAACGUCCACUGGAACAAAGUCCCGACUCCGGACAAGUACGGCGACUUCGAGCUGCUGAUCGACGAGGAGCUGUACCAGAACAGCGACCACUCGUCCAGCCACCGCGGAGGCCGUCAGUCCGACCGCCACUCCGCCCCUCGGUGGAAAUAGCCCGCGGCCAAGAAGUGUGGCAGGACAUCCUCCACGCUUCCCACUCACGCUCAACGAGACAUGGCCAGCUCCUCCACCAGCAGCUCCUCCAAGAAGGCCGACGUCGGAUCGCCCAAGGAUACCGUCCGCUCGCAGGUAGAGGUCGCUUACGGGGAGGAACCAGGUUUUAACGACCCGACCACCUCUUCAGCAGCGUCGAGGUGGUAGCGAGCUGGUCCUCGGGCUUUGUCUCAAGUGGGAAGGUAGAGAGUGUUCAACCGCACUUCUUGCUCUUCAAGAUGACCCGGCCUUCGAUCUCCUGGAUAUGAUCAGCGCUGGAACCCAAAAACAGACACAAGAAAAUUCCUCAUAGACUGACACAUCGAAGAAAACAGGUUUGUCCCUUGAGAAAGUGACAUAUCUCCGGUGUAUUUUCAAGGCUAUAUGAUCGUUUACACAGGACUAAAUUAUGCCAGGUGUUCCUUGAUGUCUUAUAUCUCAAACAAACGACAAAGAAGAUCUAAAACAGCCAUGAAAAAAGAAUUUCUAGUGCACACCACUAAAACGAAAAUUUGAUAAUUCUCGCACAUUAUGUUCGGAACUCCUCGUCCUGCUCGUCCAGACGAAUUGAACAAGAUGUCUUGACCGAUCGGAACCUCUACUUUCUCGUCCUGGACAAGUUGUCCAUCUCGUCCAUCUCGCCCUCCUGCGAAGGUGGGCGAACAGGACGAGAUGACGUCACAAUAGCAUUUGUAUGUAAACAAUGCCAGUUGCAGGAAACCACAAGAUAUGAUAGAUAAUGCUAUUGCCGUUUAUUGAUGUUAUCAAAGGAUAUUUUUGUGUUUGUCAGUUGCAGGUAAGUUGAAUAUGCAUCAACUGAGUUACAAAACCUACGCAGCGUGUAAAAUAAAGACAUCGGUAUGAUAAAAAGAAUGUUU
Molecule: messenger RNA, 2141 nt
Organism: Penaeus vannamei (Pacific white shrimp)
Lineage: Eukaryota; Metazoa; Arthropoda; Malacostraca; Decapoda; Penaeidae
Source: RefSeq, a predicted model, not a curated record